This is a messenger RNA of Rhizoctonia solani, 2001 nucleotides long. Its product is annotated as F-box protein. The coding region runs from base 1 to 2001 and encodes 666 amino acids. The transcript has 5 exons. The record is from RefSeq and is a predicted model, not a curated record. Gene Ontology annotation, molecular function: protein binding. NCBI's taxonomy places the organism in Eukaryota, Fungi, Basidiomycota, Agaricomycetes, Cantharellales, Ceratobasidiaceae.
AUGGAGCGGAGUCUAAGCGCCGGCAAAGUCGCAUGGUCUCAUCGACCACAAGUCACAGCGCAGUGCCUUCUCCACUACGAGAUACUUGAUGAGCUGGCAGAAUUCAAGUUGAUUCUCGGCCUCUAUGUCCACGUAUUACUCUUGUGGGGAACCAGUCCCAAGGGAUUUGACUGUCUACCUAGUGAACUUGUGGUUCGUAUUCUCGAGUAUUGUGGAUAUCCAGAUAUCUUGCGAUUCUCCCAAACAUGUCGAGAUCAUUACUUGCUUGUAGAAAGUUCUACCCGUCUUCGCUUACAGAUUGAAAUCGGCGCCAAUGGACUUCAGUGGCCUUAUCGGUGGCUUGCCGCUGGAGGACAGUCUCAAGAAUUGCUGGAAAAGUUGGUUCAAUGUCGGGAUGAUUGGCUUGAUCUACGCCUAGCCGCUGGCGUAUCCCUCCCACGGACGACUUCGAGCCAGCGAUUCACGCUCUGGGAAUUACGUCGGGGUGUGUUUGCUAGUGCAUUCUCCGUAGGAGAACACCGACACUUGGAGGCGGACGCGCUCAAGAUGAUUGCUCUCGACUCACCUGUUACCGAAUGGACUCUCAGGUUUGAUACGACGUUUCACGAAUUGACCAUCGAUCCAUCUCAAGACUUGCUGGUUCUCGCUGUUACUCAGACUUUAAACCCGCAUCUGCACUACCUCGACAUUAGCCUUCGUUCACUCCGAACUGGGCUUGCACACCCAUCCGCCAGACUUGGAAUUAUUCCUUUUCGGGUUCCAUUCUCCCUCUCUCCCCACCAUAUCUACAGCACAGUAUCCCUAUCUGUCACCAACGAUGUACUUCUCGUCAGCCUAAUCGCCAAUACGACCGAGCUGUAUUCCAACGUAUUGGCUAUCGACUGGAAAGCCGGAGUACUUUUACUCCAAACAUCUUGGCGCCUUGGUCUGUGUAGCGCAACACUACUUCACAACAAUUGUCUUUUGGUUUUUGAAGCCGUUAUUUCUAACACGGACGAAAUGGGGGAAGCUGUAACUGGAAAGCCCGAUUCGCUGGGACUCCUAGUUUACGAUCGCAUGCGGACUCCUGAAGCCUACGAGCACGAUACCAUCCAAUCCCGUAUCCACUUGUUGAAUGUAUCCUUCCGGGUCGAAUCUAUGAGAUUUGAAUUCCCCACACUUGCAACGAACGUUUGGAUUCUUGCCAGUGAUUUUUUGGUCCGUGCUGCUCCUGUAUCCGAUCAUGCUCUUUAUCACACGCCAGAUUUUGUGCCCGAUUAUGCGUGCCGUACUCUGAGUCUUAGUAUGCGGAUCAUCUCUGCAGAGUCUCCGGCCAGCCUUCUUAUUUUUGUAGAUUCGGCCAAGUUGCUUUCAUAUCUUGAACGAGCAAAGGCUGAAGACCUAACAUCUAUCCCAUGGGCCACUUGGGGAGAAUACUCGACACGCUGGAUAUAUUACUUGAGCGAACCAAAUCCGUGGAUCAAUUGGAUACAGGGAACCAGAUACGUUCUCGGAAGGCAAGUUGUCGAUGAACAAAAUGACGGUGACGACAUCCAGUAUAUUGCCAUUGCGGAUUUCCAUCAUCCUACUGUUCGCCGAUUUGCGUCUCGCCUUGAAGAUCACUAUGCUCUACCACUCCCAGAACACGACAUCAAACGGCGAGAGACUAUUGGUUCCGGUCGAUGGGCAUUUUUUGGCAAUUAUUCUGAACGGAAUCUCGAACCAGGGGUACUCGCGGUGGACUUUGUAGACACCGAAACCCCUACUGUUCUCCGUGGUCUCAGUCUAGACCCCAUUAUAUCACGACUUCCAUAUAGACUAGUCGUAACAAGGCCUGGCUCGUUGGUAGCGGAUUGUACCGACUGGAUGAUUGACGACAAUCGGAUUAUUGGAGUCGGACCAAACCCCACAACAGGGCGAUUUGGUGAUUUGAUAACCAUCCAGUCUCUGCAAAGCGGACCACACACCACCCCGUAUAAUCCCCCGCCCCAGUCUGAACUUGUUAAAAUGCUUCAUGAGUAG